GCUAAGGCAGGGUCGACGUCGAACAGUUAUGGAGUUCUUGUCAUGUUCAAAUUUCAAACAAAACAAAACACGAAGCAGAAGAAAAGUUUAUUUUGGCCUAAUUACUUGUGAUUUCUAGUUUAUUUUAAUUCUGUUUAAAUUUAUAAAAGUGUGAACAAUUGUAAUGUUUGUCUUAAAAACAUCAUCUGUGUGUAAUUCGUAAUAAUAACUGGCAGGACGCUCAGCCUGCAUUUAAAAUAUUUAAAACUAGCAUUAGGUUUUGAAUAUUUACGUCUAGGAGCUGAUCUGUGAUUAAGUGCUGUUUUUUGUGUACAUACUAUAUCCAAGUUUACAGUUUUUAAAGUAGAAUGGAAGAGAACAAUAGUUCGGUCUCAAAUGUUGAUAAACAAUAUAAAGUUCAAUUAAAUCAAUCUAUGCAGAUUGGUUUAGAUAGAUAUUCUAUGUUUAAUAUUUUUGUUAAAAAUGCAAUUGACAAAAUAUCUUCUGGAGUGAGUGAAGAACAGUAUAUGAAUCUGUUUGGAAAUCUGUCUGCAUUAAGGAAAAGCAAAUCAGCUCCAGGAAAAAUGCAAAAAAGAAUGAAGACAAAUCUUAUGGAUUCAUUAAUUACUGAAGUUGAUGCUAUGGCUGAAGAAGAAAACCUUCAAGAAAAAUUACAAAAGCUUGACAAACUCGUUGAGGAAGCUACAAUAGACGAGGAGAAAGAAACAUGGAGACCCAACGGCAACGUUAAUGACCAUCUUCGGUCACAUGUGAUGGCAAUGAAAUUAAAGCAUAAAAAUUCUCUAGAAGAAUGUGUGAGGGAGAAGGAACAAGCAACGGAGGCUCUUCGACAACAGGUCAACCGAUAUCGGAGUCAAGUGCGUUUAUUGGAAGCGAAACUGCAAAACCUCCACGAUCAAAGUUUGGACUGUUCUGUGAUUAAUAGUGUUGAUACAAAGAUAACCGAGAGAAUAAAAGAGUUUAAAUGAUUAUUAAAAUUAGUUUAUAGAAGUUUAAGUGGAAGACUGUAUGUAUAUAUUGCUAAAGAUUCUUAUCAUUGUGUUACGAAAAUAAAACUUUUCUGCAAUAAAUUAUUUUAAAUGUC
Molecule: messenger RNA, 1084 nt
Organism: Homalodisca vitripennis (glassy-winged sharpshooter)
Lineage: Eukaryota; Metazoa; Arthropoda; Insecta; Hemiptera; Cicadellidae
Exons: 3
Coding region: 348-968 (206 amino acids)
Biological process (GO): chromosome segregation
Cellular component (GO): MIS12/MIND type complex
Source: RefSeq, a predicted model, not a curated record